Molecule: messenger RNA, 3397 nt
Organism: Mus caroli (Ryukyu mouse)
Lineage: Eukaryota; Metazoa; Chordata; Mammalia; Rodentia; Muridae
Source: RefSeq, a predicted model, not a curated record
ACGUCUGAAAGAUAAACCCUGGUGCAUUCUUGAGAUGAGUACACGGCAAAGCAACGCAGCCAGUUUCCAGUCACUCCAAAAUUGCAACCCGCCACAGCAAAUAAACCUCGAACAAAAGCGACCCUGCCGAGAUAUCGUGACAAUUCAACGCGCUGCAAACUUCUCAGGACUGCAUUUCUAAGUCUCUCAUCUACAGCUGAUCAGGCUCGCAGGCUGCGCGUUCAGGCUUUGUCUGGGCUUCCCGCACUAGCGGCGAUUGCAUCAAGGCACCACCGACGGGCUCCCUUUCCGCCCGCGGGUCCCAGGGGUCGGCGGGACACUCUCCCAUGGAGGAGGAGAAAAGGAACAAUGAGGGGCCCGGGUUGGCCACGUAACCGCCCAACUUCGCUUGUGGGAGGAGGGGGCCAGGAUGGAAUGGGAGGAGACGCAGGGUCCCGCGGCAGCCCCAGCCCAGGCGGAUGGCGGGGGCGGCAACUCCCGGAGACCAAGCCGUAAGGCAGGGCCCCGCCUAAGGGCCACAGGCCACUCAGGAGCGCCCUCUUCCCGGAGGGGCGCAUCCUACAGCCUUGGAGCGGGCCCUGCGGCGCUGCGGGACUCCAGGCGUCCGGGAACCCCACCGCCCGCCGGGGCCGCGGCGCGGGAACAAAGCCAGCACCAACGCGUGCGAGCCAGGCUCCGCGAGUCGAGGAGCAUCUCUCUCUCCCGCAGCCUCGACGUCUCUCCGCGGCGGCUCGCAGCGCCCCCACCGCCGCGGCAGACCCCCAGCCCGCCCGCGCGCGUACCUUGUUCUUAACUUCGGCGGAGAGCCCGUAGGAAGGGCCCUUGUUGAAGUGGGUCAUGGCUGUUUGGACGACUGGAAAGGGCUGUGCUCGGGUUCUAGCGGUCAGUCACCCUCGGUGUCCCUGCUCUUAGCCCCAGCGGCGGCCGCGCGGGUGAUGCACGAGCUCGCUCUCCUGCGCGGCGCCGGAGAAGCCGGAACGCCGCAGACGGACGCGGAUGAUGCUUCGAGGUUCGCUAGGACUCGAGUCCCGCGGAGGCUCCGGGUCGCUCUGGACUGGGACCGGCUGCCCUGCUCGCUGCCCGCUCCGCGGCUCCGCACGCUCUGCCCCCAGCCUGGUCUCCCCCCCCCCUACCCCCGGGGCCUCCAGGGAUUGGCCAGCGAGCCCGACCAAUGGAGCGCCGCCUCCUCCCCCCUCGCCUGCUCCAGGGCUUCCCGGCCAAUGGCAGCGCGGCGGGCGCGGCGCUCCCUCCCGCGGGGUCCCAGCCCCCGGCCCCGCCCUCACGCCACCGAGGACCUCGGCGCCCCUCCUCCCCGCUGGUCAGCGGGCUGCGGCCGCCCCGCCCCGGCGCCUAGGGGCUUCUCAGCCGCCUUGGUUCUCAUCAACUCCCAGGCAUCCGUGGCGCUCCGACGGUGGAGGGGGACAGGAACCUCCCCGAGCUGGCCCGCCACUGACCAGCCACUCCAUCCGUCUCCUCCCGGGCUACAGCGCGCCCAGAUGUUGCGCUGGAAACCCCGGGAGCAGCCUUCGAGUCCACGUGCCAGGCCGGGGGAGGCCUGCGUGGACAUCUGCCAAGUCUCCCUCCCCACGCAGCUGCCGCACCUGUGGGGCUGACCUCUGCCUCGGUCAACGCUCUUUGCCAAAGUCCUGCUCAUCCUGUCUAAACUUUGAAUGCAGAGCGAAAGAAAUUGGGAAAGUGCUGUAGCAGAGCCUGGUUUUGGGGGGAAGGGGUACGGCUUUUUGGGUCCUUUUCUGGAUUCCCACCAGUUGCCCUCGGCAAGCACCUUCACCGGGGGUUCAGCCAGCCCAAAAGGCUAGGUAGUUUGUUUGUUUUUAAUUAGAGGACUGCCUUGACUGAGGAGUCUACCUGCUUUUGUUUGUUUUUUAAUCUCUUUGAAUCAGCACUCUGUAUUCUUUCCCGUCCCCUUUCCUUUCUUCUGAUCUCGAAGGCAAACUGAGAGAGGAAAGGUGAGAACAGAGAGAGAGCGCGCUGUCCUCUGCCUGUGUUCCUGGCACUACACUGGGCUAUAUGUCUUUGAAAGGUUAGCUCAUUCACUUUCCCAAAACUUACUUGGUAGAUUUAAGAUCCGUUUUAGUGGCUUGAAGGCUGCAACUCAGAGAUUCCUAAUAAUGACAGCUAUCACUGCCUCCAGAGUGUCACUGCUUUCCAUGGUGUCUUGGGGCACAUCUAGGACAGGUUUUAGUCCUCUGGGUCUCAGUAUGUUGGUUUAUGUUUCCCAAAUACAGCUGACAUUCCAGAAGAGACUACAGGACCAGGGUCGGCCACCUGCAUGGAAAGAGAAGCCCAAAUAGCCCAAGUUGAACCUUUCUGGGAUAGAAAUAAGGGAGUGUGGCAUAGUGUCUCAAGCUUUCUAUCCCAGCACAAAGGAUUGCUGUGCUGGGAUAGAACCGGAGGUCUGCCUAAGCUACAGAGAAAAGAAAAAGGCACAAAAUUUCUGUCAGCUGAAAGAAUUUUUCAUCAACGCUAUAAGGUGCAAUGUGAUAGAGCAGUAACGAGUCAAACAGGCAGAAACGUGAAGUAACUUCCAAUGAUUUACUGAUUGCUUCUGAAGGUACUCAGAAUAAUUAGGGCAUUCUUUCCACAGAAAGAUGAUGCAGCUGACCCAGUAUGAUGAUACAAGCAGUUGGGGCUGUUUUUCCAGUCCUGUGAUAGUGGCUCUCUGUCAUCCACAAGACCAAACCCACUUUUUAGAACCAAUACUUGAGCCAGAUAUGAAGUCGAAAUUACAACCCUCACCCCUCACCCCUCACCCCCAGCUCUCCUUUAGAACCCCAAACCUCAGGGCUUCUGUUUGGCCCUGAGUGGGUAAGGAAUGGUGGUCAGUGCCACUUGACUAGCCUAAAUCAUACUUGGUAGAAUGCAUGGGGGGUUUAUUCAGUUCUGUCAUCAAAGGCGUGGUUUCUAGUACUUAACAGGGUUGUCUUUAAGGACUACAGAGAGUCAAAGGUUCGUAAUGUGAAAUGAUACUGCCAGUUGAUAGUGGCAGCAGUCACAACUAUGGAAAUUUAACUCACUGCUGGGAGUAAGUAAUGCUGUGUUCAAGAGUGAAUGUGGAGGCAGGUAUCAGGGAGCACUCCUUCAGUCCUAGGGCCCUCGAGGUAGAGGUGUGUGGAUCACUGUGAGUUCAAGACCAGCCAGUGCUGGUCCUAAAGAAGGAAAGAGAGGGGAGGGGUGUAAAGACUUUUAGAAUUGGGUUAAGUGGGCCAAGAAAUAUCUCAGACCACUGUAUGCAAGGUGCCGGAUGCAUAGCCUGACGACUUGAGUUGAGUUUCCGGAGCCCACAUGGAGGAAGAAGAGAGCCAACUCCAUCAAGUCAUCUCCUGAUCUCCACUUGAAAGCAAAUAGUGAAAUUUGAAAAAAUAAAAAAAUAAAAAUU